Hepatospora eriocheir is the source of this 1716-nucleotide messenger RNA. NCBI's taxonomy places the organism in Eukaryota, Fungi, Microsporidia, Hepatosporidae. The record is from the annotation of a GenBank genome assembly.
AUGCCUGAUAGAACAUUUCAUGAAUCAGUAGUAGCAGCAGUAAACAUGUUAGUUAGUAAAACAAGAUCUAGAAGAAGUUUAAGACUAUUUACUUAUAGUAAACUAUCAAAGGCUUUAAAAUCAACAGUGAUUCAUAAUUUUGAAGAAUUAAAGAAUAUGAAAUAUGUGGGUGAUAAAAUAUUUAGUGAGAUAAAAUAUACAAUGGAAAAAGGAAAAGGAAAAAUUGUAGAAGAAAAAAUUGUUAUUGACAAAUCAAAUAACACAACUAAAUUGGAUGAAGAAUUAGCAGAAAUCAAAUAUGAAUUAAAUCAUUUAUCAAGUAAUUUAAGUGAUUUAGAAAUAAAAUACGGAAUAAAGAAACCAAAAAAUUUACCAGAAAAUAAAGAUUUAAUAGUUGAUGAAAAACAAUCUGAUGAUAUUAUAAUAGAAACAGACAGUGUUUUAGUAGAAAAUAACAAUUCAUUAGAUAAUAUUGUUAAAGAAAGGCAUGAUAUAAUAGAAGAGAUGGAUUUUAUUAUUUCAGUCGAUAGGGUAGAAACAAAUGGUAUUCUUGAUUUUUUUGACUCAACUGAUUUUAAAAAUGAUUUAAAUGAAAUUAAUAAGAUAACAAUUGAAGAGAAUAACAGAAUGUCACAAAAUACGUUUAUAGAUAAAAGCACGGUUCUUAAAAACGAAUAUAAAUUAGAUAUUAAAAAUGAGAAAACAAAGAUAACUCGAAAGAGAAGUUAUGUGCCUCAAUUAAAUACAGUACCUUAUUGUAUUUUAAAAGGAUUAUACUUUUACAGUAAUAAUGAAGGGAUUCAUAAGUAUAUUUUAUAUUCAAAAGUUUCAAAGUGGCUUGGAAUGGAUGUUGGCAAAAAUGAUAAGGUUUUGAUAAAAAGAAAUUUAAUAACACUCGUUGAAAAUAAAUAUUAUCUGACGACUGAAGGAACAGAGUUAUGUGAAAAAUUAUUUCGAGGUGUUAAAAAGGAAAUUGAAACUAAUAACAAUGAACUAACACUGGUAAUCGAUUCAAGAGAAAAGAAAAAUAAUAGAAACAGAAUUUACUUUCAGCAUUAUUUUAUGAAUACAGCAAAUAUUAAAAAUGUGGAAACCAGGAUGUUAGAGGUUGGUGAUUUUGUGUGGAUUAAAAAUGAGAGGGUAUUAAAUUUUAUAAUAGAAAGAAAAGCAAAUGAAGAUUUUAGACUAUCUGUUACUGAUGGGAGAUAUUUAGAUCAAUUAAAAAGACUAAAAGUUUUUGACUUUCAAAUAUUUUAUUUGAUAGAAAAUCUGACUAAAAGAAAUGAUAAUUUAAAUAAGCUUGUUAAAAAGUCACUUACCGGUCUUAAAAUACAAAAGAAUGUAACUGUAAUCGAAACUAAAAAUACCAUUGAAACAGCUCAGUUCAUUUCAAAGCUUAACACGUAUAUUAAAGAGAAUGAAGAAGAGACUGAGGAACUAUGUGGAUAUGGUUCAUUUUUAGAAGAAGGUGAUAAAAAUAGAACAUUAACUGUUAAUUCUAUUUUUAUAGAAGCUUUAUCAUCAAUAAAAAGGUGUACAAGAGAAAAAGCAAAGUUAAUUGUUGAGAAGUAUCACAGUGUUUUUGAAUUAAUACAAACUAUACAACUAAAAGGUGAAGAGUUUAUUAAAAAAGAAAUUAUAAUGCUUUUAAUAACACAUAAACUUGAUUAUGGUGCGAGACAAAUUGCUAGUGAUAUUGUGAGAUAUUUUACUUAA